Ornithodoros turicata is the source of this 1204-nucleotide messenger RNA. RefSeq lists its product as uncharacterized. Bases 42 to 1142 code for a protein of 366 amino acids. NCBI's taxonomy places the organism in Eukaryota, Metazoa, Arthropoda, Arachnida, Ixodida, Argasidae. The record is from RefSeq and is a predicted model, not a curated record. The transcript is spliced from 12 exons.
CUCCGUUCCCGGAUUGCAUUCGACAAGCAUCUUAGGGAACCAUGCUGUCUAUCAUCAUAGCGGUAUUCCUCGUGCUCUGCAACGUAGGGACCUCUUCCCCGAGGCUGACCACAGAACUGCCAGAUGAUGCGUGCAAGUUGCGGCCCAUCAACGUCUAUUUUGUCGCCGAUGGAUUCUUUCGCGAAGUCACAGAGUAUGAUCUCCAGAAAUAUGCAGAAAGUCAGAUGGCGAAGUUCACGACUUGGUUCACUCUUGCCUGGAUGGGAUUAGCAUGCUGCCUGCGUUUCAACGUUUCCGGGGUGCAUCUGAUGUCUGAUGCCGAGGAAGACAUGCUAUUGCCGAAAGCUACCUUCAAUGACUCUUUCACAGGGCCACACGAGUAUGUUUAUUACCCAUCGUCGCCUGGAUAUCUUCCACGGGGUAGGGACUUCCUGAAAAGCAAUGAAGGAGCCCGGCAGGCUGACAUUGUCGUGAUAUUUACUGGACAUCGUACCAUAGGAGUUAGAGCUGAAAACUAUUUACAAGACACUACAAUGUGUACCGACUCGAAGUUCGUCUUGGUUCAAGAUCUGCCAUUUGCUCAUUCGGGACGUUGGCAGAUGCUACAUAACCUGAUGGAUAUAAUGGGUGGCUUCGCCAGAAACGGUCAUCUGGCAGAGGUGCACCUCACUUGCCGGCAAAUGCAACAUUUCUACAGGAAAGUCCUUACUGGCGAGAAUGGGCAUACCUGCCACACAACAAAUGCUGUUGCAUCCGUGCCUUCCUAUGCUCCCUUCUACAAGUUCAACCCAACACAAUUCUGCAGAGCGCUUGCUGAUGUCGGCGAGGAAUUCUAUGAGGGUGAGGUUAUAUACAACAAGUGUCGUAUCUUGUGUAGAGAGAAGACGGGUAAAGACAAGGAGAUGGAAGCUCCAGGAGGCUUCCCAAGCAGAGGUUACGAUGCAUUCACGGAAGGAUUCCAAAGAUUCGAGGUUUGUAAGGGCGGCUCCUGUAUUGACGAGGACGUAACGGUAUGCGGAAGAGAGGUCACUACAUCAUGUUCACUGACCUACGGCCAGCUCGCCAAGCAUUACCUGGUCGCCUGGGGUGUGUUCGACGAGUACCCCUCUUACAUUGAGCAUAUUUGUGAUGCUCAACAAUGAUUACACAAUUUUGUACAACAAAGAUCGUAGCCAAUAAAAAACCUCUAGAUUGGACGUCAUUA